Molecule: messenger RNA, 916 nt
Organism: Panicum virgatum (switchgrass)
Lineage: Eukaryota; Viridiplantae; Streptophyta; Magnoliopsida; Poales; Poaceae
Product: photosynthetic NDH subunit of subcomplex B 4, chloroplastic-like
Exons: 6
Coding region: 149-694 (181 amino acids)
Biological process (GO): photosynthetic electron transport in photosystem I
Cellular component (GO): chloroplast thylakoid membrane; NAD(P)H dehydrogenase complex (plastoquinone)
Source: RefSeq, a predicted model, not a curated record
UCUUUCCAAGCAGAAGAUGAGCCCGCCCAGAGUCACUUCCAAAGCCAACGGAGGAGCAAGCUGAAGUGAACCACCAUGACGUCGCCGUUGCUCAAGGCACACUCUCACGCCGCGGCCGCGCUGCACCCCCGGAGGGGUGCCGACCUCCAUGGCCGCUGCCCUGCCACCGUCCACCUCGGCAGGUCCCAUGAGCACGGGUUCACGUCCAGCCGUUGUUCCAAGGUACCUUAUCCUGAAACGAAAAUUUCCAUGUUCAGUGACAGUUAGAUGGAUGGACCUUGUGUUGCAGAGGUCGGGUUCGGCGAAGGUGAAGGCGUUCCCGUCGCUGGACGUGGUGCCGCUGAUGGUGACGAUGGUGGAGCACGUGGAGAUGUCGCGGGACUACGUGGUCACCAAGUCCAUCUGGCACCUCAGCGACGCUACCCUCAAGAGCGUCUACACCUUCUACGCCAUGUUCACGGUCUGGGGCGUCUGCUUCUUCGCGUCCAUGAAGGAUCCCUUCUACGACAGCGAUGCGUACAGGAGCCAGGGGGGCGAUGGAACCGUGCACUGGUACUACGACAGGCAAGAGGACCUGGAGGCGUCUGCGAGGGAGGAGCUGCUGAGGGAGGAGCUACUGGAGGAGAUCGAGCAGAGAGUCGGAGGGCUCAGGGAGCUGGAGGAAGCAGGCAGAGAGGAGCAGCUCACCAAGUGAAGAAGACGGGUGGAUGGUGCAAAUUAGCUAUCUGAACUUUGCAUGGAUCACAAACUUACUGUGCUGCACGUGUUUGUAUAUGCUGAAACACCUGAACUGCACUGUAAUGGCACAAGGAUAUAUACAGUUUCUUGGCCGGGCAUUGGGCAUUGGCUAGUGUUGGCGUCAACAUGCAAACGUGUUCGACAGAUUUUAGUCCAGAUAACGCAUGAUUGCACGCCA